UUCAAUUUCCCGUUUCAAGGCAGAUGGAAGCGCUCGCGGCCCAUGCGCUCUUCGGGUACACGGUGCAUGAUCCGAUGCUCAAGGAGUCGAUCAGCACGGUGCAUGAGCUCCUCGAGUCGGCCAGCCACGAGGUUGACAUCGUCGAGAUCCUCUCGGACGCGCUCGACGACGUCGAGGAGACCAUCAAGGCGGCGCCGUCGUCGCUCAACGAGUACGGCUACCUCCUCGCGAGCGUGGCCAACCUCCGCGACGAGGUCGAGUUUAGCAUCGGCGCCGCCGAGCCCGUCAAGGCCAAGGCCGACAUGGCGACGUAUGAAUUUUCACAGGCCAUACAGUGGCGAACCGACCUCCCGGUAACCGACGGCUACACCGCGCUCUCGACGCUACCUGCGGCGUCGCCGCCCAGCGCGCCGUCCGAAGUCCGCUGCGAUGUGUGUGCGGGCGACGUCUCGUUCGCCGACGACCGGAUCGUCAUCUGCGACGAGUGCGACGUCGCCGUGCACGAGUCGUGCUACGACAUCAAGCGCGUGCCCGACUCGGCGUGGUACUGCCACUUUUGCGCCUCGAACCGGAUUUCGUGCGAGAGCGACCUCGCGGCCUGCGCCGCCUGCAACCACCUCGGCGGCGCGCUCGUCCCGACGCUCAACGGCAAGUGGGUGCACAUGGCGUGCACGCUGUACCUCCCGGAACUCUACUUCAUCCACGACAAGGUCGAGGGCAUCGAGCUUCUCAAGCCGCGGCGCAAGCUCAAGUGCUCUCUGUGCAGGAAGGCCGACAAUGCGGCGUGCGUGCAGUGCUGCGCCGGCAAGUGCCCGACGGCCUACCACGUCAUGUGCGCGCUCCGGUCCGGCGUCACCUUUACGCGCCACGAAGACACGUACGUGAGCUACUGCAAGGUGCACGCCGAGGCCACGCACAGUGGAGGCAACUUGCCUGUCGUCCGCCACGACGCACGACCGUCAACGAAGCGGUCGGGAGCGUUGACAGCACGCCUUCUCGCCCUCCCGCCGUCACCGCCGCUGCAAGCCGCCAAGCCACCGACGUCAACACCCGCCAAGCCGCCGACGCCGUCGAAACCUCCGAUGACAACACCCGUCAAGCCGUCAAAACCUCCAAUGACAACGCCUGCCAAGGCCUCGUCCAAGCUGUUGACGCCAUCCAAGCCCACGCCCGUCAAGCCUUCGACGAUCGAGAUGACGCCGACGAAAGCGCCACGCAGCAUCGCGAUGAAGGCACCGCGCCCCGAGUAUUUUCAAACCAAGCUCACUGCGUCGGUAGCCAAGCCCAAGGCGCGCAAGAACAAGGAGCUCCAGGAGCAGAUCAAGGCCGUGGGCGCUAAUCUCUUUGACUGCCCCGUCUUUGUGCCGAUCGUGCGCUCGAACGGCGAGUACAUCAUGUGUCUCGUGCCGGCGCUGCCGCUCGGCAUCGAGUUUGAUCCGACCGCGCUUCUGCAGCAGAAGAAGUACAUUGUCGAGUACCCGAGCGACCCGAGCCCGCACGGCGUGUUCACCUAUGCGUAUGCCCACGGCUACCUCGCCCCUGGCGACGAGCUCUGCGCGAUCAACUCGAUGCCGCUCGCCAACAUUUCGCCGACGCAUAUGAAGGACGAGAUCCUUCCGCAGUGCAAGCUGCCGAUCCAGUGCUGGUUCAAAAAGAAGGUGCCGCUGCCCACCGAUGGCUCGCGCGCCGUCGAGCCGAGUGGCGUCGACGCACCCACGUCCAACGAAGAGUGGCCGUGGUGCUACCUCCGGUCGGACGGGAAGCUCGCCAUGCCCCGCAUCUGGUCCGUCUUUGAUGAAAUGUACCACGGCACGAGCGUCGACACUUCGGCACUGCUCGAGUCGCUGCGCAGUCCCGAGAGCUUGUAUGUGAUCCCGCCCAUUGGCUUCUCCGACAUCCCGGACGUCGUUUACGCAAAGCGCAAGGAGCUUCGCGCGGCCCAAGCCGCAAUUCCUGUCGCCGCGCUGCCGCCGCUCGACGUGGGCACGAUGGUCAAGGUCGCCAAGCGGACGUGGCCCGGCAUCAACAAGCUCGGCGGCACAGGGCGCGUCAAGGCCCGACGACCUGUCGGCGACGGCUUUACGUACGACGUGGUGUAUGUGCUUGGCGGACGUGAGAACCAGAUUGAGCGACAGUACGUGACGCCCGUGACGAUGGACGACCCAGUCGGCGCGACGCCGUCGGACGCCAACGACGCGACGUACGACGAAGCGUGGACGCUCCAGGCCACGCUCGUCGCCAUGGUCCCCAUGGCCGGGAUGGAGCCAUGUGCAACAUCGUUUCAAGUCACGUUCCGCGUCGAGUGCGAGACGGACGCCAUCGUCGAAACCUCGAAAGCGACCAUGGAAGCACUGCCGGAAGGCGUCUCGCUGCGUCUCAACGCUGUCACCGAUGUGCUGGAAGACGGCGUGCCAGACGAGAUUGGUCCGCAGCUCCAGGCGCUGCACGAGCAACUGCGGACGGUCGAUGCGUCAACGAAAGCAACCUUUGAGAAGCUGUCGUUGCUCCUCGAGAAAGAGAAGAAACGCGCGUACUUUGCGGCCAUGGAAGCGCUCACCAACCGGCAGUACGAAGAGAUGUACGCAAAAAUGAUGGCGCUCCACGAAGAACACUACGGCCCCGUCAACCCGCCGCCGACACCGAAGACGGCCAAGACCGUGGCGCUUGUGCCGUCGUCCGGGCAGGUGCCAGUACCCACACUCGACCUCACAUCUGCCAACGAAGACAAAAACGACGACGAUGACGAGGACGACGUGGACCUGCCGCUCUUUAUCACGGACAAGCAAGAAGAGAGCUCAGCGACGUGCGUCUUGUGCCUGAUUCCCGGCGGCGACCUCGCGGCCACGUCGUGCGGCCAAGUCGCGCACAUCAUGUGCCUCCUGUACACGCCCGAGACGUACUUUGACGAGCACCUCGGGUACGGCAUCGCCAACGUGCCGGCCGAGCGCCAAAGCCUCGUGUGCGUCAUUUGCCGGAAGAAGGUCGGCGUCAACAAGCUCCAGUGCGCGAGCAAAAAAUGCACCAAGUCGUACCACGUGCAGUGCGCGUACGUGCACGGUCUUCUCACCACGUACCCUUCGUUUGCCGGGUGGUGCCCCAAGCACCUCGCCAAGGCCGACCCGCAGACACAAGCGUCCAUCGACUGGCCGCCGCACAUCAAGAAGCAGCUCAUCAAAGAAGGCAAGCUCUUAGAAGACAACGAUGAGAGUCUGCUCCUGCCGCCGCUGCCCGACGCCAGCGCCAUCCCGCCCCACAAACGCACGACGCCACUCAAGCAGCAGCAGCAGAAAAAGCCUGCACGAAAGCGCAAGUCGGACGUGUUGCCGUCGCCCAAGCCGUCGCCGCCCGCAAGCGACAACGAGGCGCCGCCCGCGAGCGACCGUGAAACACCGCCGAGUGUGGCAGUGUUUAGCGUGGGCGACACGGUGCGCGUGACGGAGCGGACGUGGAAGGGCAUCAACAAGCCCGGCGGCGUCGCGCGUAUCAAGAAGAAGCACGCGAUCUCGGCCGAUGCGGUGACGUACGACGUCGAGUACAUUUUGGGCGGCGCCGAGAAGGCGGUGGAAGCCAUGUACAUAGCGCCCCACGUGGCCGAUGUGAGCGGCAAGAAGCGCCGACGCACGAUUAACGCCACGUACGAGUUUGACUAGAGAUCAUAAUCUUAUUCCUAUAUAUAUAUCACGUGUCGAGGAGCUUGAC
Saprolegnia diclina VS20 is the source of this 3699-nucleotide messenger RNA. RefSeq lists its product as hypothetical. The transcript has 9 exons. The coding region runs from base 24 to 3650 and encodes 1208 amino acids. Gene Ontology annotation, biological process: regulation of transcription by RNA polymerase II. The record is from RefSeq and is a predicted model, not a curated record. Lineage: Eukaryota; Oomycota; Saprolegniomycetes; Saprolegniales; Saprolegniaceae.